AUGGGGAAAAAGCGUGUAAUGUUGCCCGCGAAGGACGUUGACUUGUCCUCAAUUAAGUACGAACGUGAAGUGGUUCAAGCUCCGCAUUUGACUGGAUUUGUGUUUAGAUUUUUUGUGAGGAUGCUUGAAGCUCCGCUGAUCGGCCCUAUCAUAAUGAAUGUUUUGAAGAAGGAAAAUAAAAUUGAUGAGAUAUUGCAGCACACUGUUAUACCUGAGGAACCCAUGUUUAAGCCUGAAUAUCCACCUCAAGAAAAGGAGCCUGGUGUUAUUGUCCUUGAUGAAGAUGGGAGACCUGAAGAUCGAGUUGAGUCUGCCUUAAUGUGUCUUCCACAUUAUGAUGUUGCUGAAUUAUGCGAAAAUUCAUCUGCAUCCUUUCGGUACUGGAAAAUACGUGACUAUGCUCAUGCUUAUCGAUCUAGAAAAGUAACCCCAUCCAUGAUUGCCGAGCGAAUAAUCUCCAUUAUAGAGGAAAAUGGAAGAAAUAAACCUCCUGCACCACUAUUGAUAUCCUUUGAGGCUGCAGAAGUCCGGGAGCAGGCGGCAGCAUCUACUAAGAGGUUUGAAGCAGGAAACCCAUUAUCGAUAUUGGAUGGAAUUUUUAUGGCCAUCAAAGAUGACAUAGAUUGUUAUCCUCAUCCAUCUAAGGGUGCAUCAACAUGGAUGCAUGAGGUAAGAACUGUAAAGAAGGAUGCAGUCUGUGUUUCAAGACUGCGUUGCUGUGGUGUCAUAUUUGUAGGGAAGGCAAAUAUGCACGAGUUUGGAAUGGGUACAACAGGAAAUAAUCCUAAUUAUGGAACUGCAAGAAAUCCUCAUGCACCUGAUAGGUAUACUGGUGGAUCUUCUUCAGGUCCAGCUGCAAUUGUUGCUUCUGGAAUAUGUUCGGCUGCAUUGGGAACUGAUGGUGGAGGUUCAAUCCGUAUACCUUCUUCCCUUUGUGGUGUGGUGGGAUUGAAGACAACAUAUGGGCGGACAAGCAUGGAGGGGUCAUUAUGUGAUUCUGGGACUGUGGAAAUUAUUGGACCCCUUGCUUCAUCAGUGGAGGAUGUCAUGCUAGUGUAUGCGGCAAUGUUGGGGGCAUCACCUGCAAAUAGAAUCAGUUUAAGACCGUCACCACCUUGUGUGCCAACUCUGUCAUCCCAUGAUGAUUCAAAUGCCUUGGGAUCUUUAAGAAUAGGAAAGUACACCCCGUGGUUUAAUGACGUGCAUUCAACUGAAAUCUCUGAUAAAUGUGAGGAUGCACUUAAUCAGCUGUCAAAGGCGCAUGGAUGUGAAAUGAUAGAAAUUGUUAUACCGGAGCUUCUUGAGAUGCGAACUGCCCAUGUCGUUUCCAUUGGCUCUGAAUGCUUGUGUUCACUCAAUCCUGAUUGUGAAGACGGGAAAGGUGUAAAAUUGACAUAUGAUACUCGUACAAGUUUGGCACUUUUUCGGUCAUUUACAGCAGCAGAUUAUGUUGCUGCCCAAUGUAUUAGACGCAGGAAUAUGUAUUACCACAUGGAGAUUUUUAAGAAAGUGGAUGUCAUAGUAACUCCGACCACUGGAAUGACAGCACCCAGCAUACCUCCUAGUUCGCUUAAAAGUGGUGAAACAGAUAUGCAGACUACAGCUAAUCUUAUGCAGUUCAUUGUUCCAGCAAAUCUUCUUGGACUCCCUGCCAUUUCUGUCCCGGUUGGUUACGAUAAAGAAGGACUUCCAAUAGGUUUGCAAAUAAUGGGUCGACCAUGGGCGGAAGCUACUGUUCUGCGGGUAGCCUCUGCAGUGGAGAAACUCUGCGGUGAGUCAAAGAAAAAGCCCGCGUCAUACUAUGAUGUUCUGAAGGCUAACUGA
Molecule: messenger RNA, 1824 nt
Organism: Sphenostylis stenocarpa
Lineage: Eukaryota; Viridiplantae; Streptophyta; Magnoliopsida; Fabales; Fabaceae
Source: the annotation of a GenBank genome assembly